CAGAGCCGGCUGUGACACUGGUGCGGUCACUGAGUGACACACACUGCUGCUGCUGCUGCUGCACAAAGAGCCCCAAGCACUGGCUACUGCACAGUAGCGAGGGCACCACUCACUAACACUGCUCAAGGAACAGAGCUGGAAUUAAGCCUUGUCUUGGAAUUAACCCCGGAGCUCUCAGGUCAUUCAGCAUGAAGCGUGAAACACAGAAGUGGCUGAAAGUGUCCGUCUUGCUAUUCAUAGCUCAAACAGUUGCUGGAAUGAUAAUUCCUAAUGCCACCCAAUUAGAGGGACUCCUGGAAAAGUACAUGGAUGAAGAUGGUGAGUGGUGGGUUGCUAAACACAGAGGAAAAAGAGCAAUUACGGAAAGUGAUAUGAAACUUAUUCUGGAUCUGCAUAACAAACUGCGAGGAGAAGUGUAUCCUCCUGCCUCAAACAUGGAGUAUAUGAUAUGGGAUGUGGAACUUGAAAGAUCUGCAGAAGCUUGGGCUGAAAUGUGUCUUUGGGAACAUGGCCCUGCCAACUUGCUUCCAUCCAUUGGUCAGAACUUAGGUGCUCACUGGGGAAGGUUUAGACCACCAACUUACCACGUCCAGGCUUGGUAUGAUGAAGUCAGAGACUACACUUUCCCGUACCCACAAGAAUGCAAUCCAUAUUGUCCAUUCAGAUGUUCAGGCCCUGUUUGUACCCACUAUACACAGGUGGUCUGGGCAACAAGUAGCAGAAUUGGUUGUGCAAUAAACUUGUGCCAUAAUAUGAACAUAUGGGGGCAGAUCUGGCCAAAAGCAGUGUACCUAGUAUGCAAUUACUCACCAAAGGGUAAUUGGUGGGGUUAUGCUCCCUACAAGACUGGCCGUUCCUGCUCUGCUUGCCCACCCAGCUAUGGAGGAGGGUGCAGGGAAAAUCUUUGUUUCAAAGAAAAUUCAGUAUUGCAUUAUCCAGUUCCUGAACCUGAAGAAGAGACAAAUGAAAUUGAGAGACAACGAACAAAACCAUUGGAUACAACUUCACAAAGCCGACCUCGAACACAUUCACCAACAUCUUCUACCAGGACUGUUGGAUAUGAUAACAAUGAAGUUGUCAGUACUGAACAAAUGUCGCAAUUUGUGUCUUGUGAAGUGCGAUUAAGAGACCAGUGUAAAGGAACAACAUGCAACAGAUAUGAAUGUUCAGCUGGUUGCUUGGAGAACAGUGCCAAAGUUAUUGGAAGUGUUCAUUACGAAAUGCAAUCAAGUAUUUGCAGAGCAGCUAUACAUUCUGGUGUAAUAGACAAUGAAGGAGGAUGGGUUGAUGUCACUAGACAAGGAAGAAAAAACUAUUUUAUUAAAUCAUACAGAAAUGGUGUCCAGUCAAUUGGAAAAUAUCAGUCGGCAAAUUCAUUCACAGUCUCCAAAGUAACUUUUCAGGCAGUAACAUGUGAAACAACUGUGGAACAGCUAUGUCCUUUCCAGCCCCCAGCUACACAUUGCCCCAGGGUCUAUUGUCCACGUAACUGUGCACAAGCAAGUACACAUUAUGCUCGAGUAUUUGGAACUGGUAUUUACUCUGACAUUUCCAGCAUCUGCAAAGCAGCAAUUCAUGCAGGAGUAGUGCAAAAUCAACAAGGAGGCUAUGUGGAUAUUAUGCCAAUAGACAAAAAAAAACAUUAUUUUUCAUCGGUCCAAAAUGGGAUAACAUCUGAAAGUUUACAUAAUCCAAUGGGAAGCAAGGCAUUUAGGAUAUAUGCAGUAAUCUGAACACAUGUAAAUCAUGACCACGUGAAACAUGACAAAUUGAGUGUGCAACUGAACAUCUGUAUAAAAUAUGUUGUUGUUAUUGUACAGAAAAUUAUAUAUUUACCAUGAAUUGACCUAAAAUAUCUGUGGCUCUUUGAAAUAAUUCUGUAGUUUUCCACUAGCUUUUCUUUAUGUUGUCAUGCAUACGUUUCAUCCCAUCUAAACUGAUAUUUUUACCCACUGUAUCAAACCAAUUGCAUCAAAUUAAGUAUUGCAAUUUACUAUUAAUAUCCCACAAAUAUGAUUGUCUAUCAUCUAUCUAUCUAUCUAUCUAUCUAUCUAUCUAUCUAUCUAUCUAUCUAUCUAUCUAUCUAUCGACAUAUUUGUCAACUUGUUAAAUUGCAAAUUUUAACACUGUUGGGUUUCUUAAACAGGCGUAACAGUAAAAGCAAAAGCACCAAUAUAUCAAAUAUAAAUAUAUAUAAAUAUAUAUAUAAAUAUUUAUAUAUAUAUAUAUAUAUAUAUAAAAUAUAUAUAUUUUUCAUCUUCAUAGUUUGCUCUGUUUUUCUAAUCAGAUAGCGAAGGAAGCACCUUUACCUCAGAUUUGUUUUUAGCAAAAAACAUUUUAAAAAUACAAUACAAUACAACACUUAUUCAAUCAAAUCAGGCUAAUUAGAGUGCUAAUGCAUUUUAAAACAAAUUUGCAUGUAAAACAGACUAUCUUUAUCUGCAAUAAAAGACUGGGCAGAUUACAAGUGGCGAGCUAAAAUUUGCAUGUCGGGUUUCGCUUGCACACAAAAGUUUUGCUUUCAACUUGUAAUACGCACGCUAACCCGCGUGGGCAAAAUCUUUACUUCUAGUGGUGUUAUCACUCGAGCGAAAAUGCUAAAUAGUGUGCCACUUGUAAUCUGGCAUGUCGGUCAGAUGCUACAUCAAGUGAAAACAUUUUUAGCAGUUUUUAACAAACUCCUUAACGGUUAACAAUUUUGGUAAGGAAUUAUUUUGUUGUGAACAUUUCUACCAGUAACAAAACCUACACACAGUAUUUGUUUUAAAGGGACAGUCUACACCUUAGUAUUCAUAAGUCUUACUUUCUUAUUAUUAUCAGGUAUUUGUAGAGCGCCAACUGAUUCCGCAGCACUAUAAACAUAAGCAGUAUACAAGGUAACAUUUCUAGGGAUCAAAUGGGUAGAGGGCCCUGCCGAGAGUUGCACUGUUGUAGUCAGCUCUUAUGAGGGUGAUCUACAAACAGCUUCAGAUUAAGCUUAAAAUAUCCUCUUGCACCCUUUCUAGAUCAUGCAGCAGUAACAGUAAAAAAGUUAUUUUACUAUGGCUAUUGUUUCUGAUCACUUUGAAAUGACUGCUAUGCACUCCGCUGAAUAGCAUUGAUAGCAUUGACAGCCUGCUGUAUCCAAUCUAAAAAGUGAAGCCUUUAAUGCAGCCCAGAUCAUGAUGUCCCUUUAAUUGAACAAUUUGAGUAAUAUUAUAGAUUCAGUAUUUCCAUGUUCUCUAGCAACCUUGUUUUAACUCUUUAGUAAUAUUAAGCAAAAAUACAUUUAUAGAUUUAUGGAUACACAAUCAGAUUUAAAACAAAAUAUUUCCAAUGUUUUUCACAUAGAAAAUAGAAGAAACUCAAAUUGUGAACUGAAUAAAUACAUUUCAUGAAAAUUCUGAAAACAUUUUGCAUGCAGUAUAUCCAAAUUAAAAUACUGAUCAAAUGCUUUCUUUGAAGCUAUGCCCUCCUUUGCACUGUAAAAUAACCUAAAGAUUUCAGGUCGAAAUAAAUAAUAGCUGUUAUAAUUUUCACCUAUAUUUUCUGCUGCAUAACACUAUGUAGACUUAUAGAUCCAUAUAAUUCAUUUUACACAUUCCCUAUCUUCAAUGUAUUAGCUGCUAUAUUAAAGGGACAGUCUACACCAAAAUUGUUAUUCUUUAAAAAGAUAGGUAACGCCUUUACUACCCAUUCCCCACCAACAUUGUUAGAUUAAUAUACUUUAUAACAUUUAAACCUCUAAAUGUCUGUCUGUUUCUAAGCCACUACAGACAGCCUCUUAUCACAGGCUUUUUUAUUAGCUUUUAACAAAAGACUGCUACUUCAUGUGGGCCAUAUAGAUAACAUUGUGCUCUCUCCCAUGGAAUUGUGCAUUACACUGCACUAAUUGGCUAAUAGAUAAUAAAUAAAUAGUCAUGUGAUAAGGGUGCAGUCUGCAGAGGCUUAGAUACAAGGUAAUCACAGAUGUAAAAAGUAUAUUAAUAUAACAGUAUUGGUUAUGCAAAACUGGGGAAUGGGUUAUAAAAUGGUUAUCUAUCUUUUUAAACAAUACCAUUUUUGGAGUUGACUGUUGCUUUAAGUAAGGUUAUGCCUUCUAUAUAAAUUUAAAAGUAGAAACUGUUACUUUGUUAUAUAACCCCCAGAGCAUGGUCUUAGACCCUAUUAAUACUUUGCUGAAGCAAAUUGUGUUAUUUUUUACAUGUUAAUGUUACUUAAAACAGUUUUAGGAAAAAAAAUGCCUUAAGUAUUUGUGUUGCUUAUAAUUGAGCAUUUAAUGCUGCUAAGUCCCUUUAAAGGUCACAAAAUGAAAAUUGUUACACAUGCUGUUAGUUGAAUUUUGACGUUUAGAUUUUAGUUAUGUAAAUAGUAUUUGUAUAGUGGUAGAGAGACAGAUAAGGUAUUCAGAUUGUUGUUUUUAUGGCAUUUAAAAAAAAAAAAAAAGCUAAUAAAAAUUAGUAACCUUUUUUUAUAACCUGGCAAAUAUUCCUGCAGGCCAGGAAAUGUACAGCAUAGUGGUGUAUAGUGUGAUUGAUAUUCAUGUUUCGGUUUAUUGCCCUGCUAUUUUCCAUUGGAAAAUGGCUAUAUUAAUACAUUUUACCAUAAGAUGGUACAAAAUAGCAAUACAAUGCAUACAACCUAAGUUUCUGUGAAAGAAAAUCUAUUGUUGUGCCUAAAAAUAUAUCACAUUGUAUUGUUGACAUUGUAUUGAUUUCUUUGUUUCUGUAAAUUGUUUGAUAUUGUUUAAUUAAAAACAUUAGUUUGUCUUAAUAUUUGUUAGAAAUAUUCUUGUAAUUAGUUCUGCUUCCAUGUUUUUUUUUUAUUUGAAUAGUAUAAUAAAUAUGUUAUAAAAAAUUA
Molecule: messenger RNA, 4839 nt
Organism: Bombina bombina (fire-bellied toad)
Lineage: Eukaryota; Metazoa; Chordata; Amphibia; Anura; Bombinatoridae
Gene: CRISPLD1
Product: cysteine rich secretory protein LCCL domain containing 1
Exons: 15
Coding region: 189-1733 (514 amino acids)
Cellular component (GO): extracellular region
Source: RefSeq, a predicted model, not a curated record